Molecule: messenger RNA, 1488 nt
Organism: Corylus avellana
Lineage: Eukaryota; Viridiplantae; Streptophyta; Magnoliopsida; Fagales; Betulaceae
Source: RefSeq, a predicted model, not a curated record
AUGGAAGUUCUAAGUGCGGUUGUAACAAAAAUUGCUGAGUUAUUGGUUGCACCAAUUGGACAGUGGCUAUGUUAUUCGUUUGACUACGACAACGACAUUAGGACUAUGGAUAAUAAGGUAAAGAGAUUGCAGUUGGCUAGAGAUAGUGUGCAACAUUCCGUUGAUUCUGCAAGAAGUAAUGGUGAAGAAAAUGAAACUUUUGUUACCAUGUGGUUGACAAAGGCCGAUGAAACUAUAGAAGAGGCCAGGAAAAUUGUUGUAGUCGAAGAAAGAGCGCAUCCGAGGUGGUCUAAUGGGGCAUGCCUGAUUUUGAAGCUGCGGCAUCAGCUAAGCCGGAAAGCCAAGAAGAUAGUGCAAGUUAUUGAUGAAGUACUGGAAAAUGGCAGAUUUGAAAAAGUUUCCUACCGUCCUGCUCCACUGGGGGAGGUGUCUAGGAGACAAAUGGAUUACAUGGACUUUGUUUCAAGAAUGUCAACUGCCAAGGGACUUAUGGAGGCAUUGGGAGAUGCUAAUACCAACGUGAUCGGGGUGUGGGGGAUGGCUGGUGCGGGGAAGACUACACUGGUGAGAGAAGUUGCCAGGCAAGCCAAGGAAAAAAUGUUAUUCGAUGAGAUGGCCAUGGCAUAUGUGACGCAGAACCCAGAUACUAGACGAAUUCAAGGAGAAAUCGCCGACAUGCUAGAUCUAAAGCUUGAUGCGGAGAGUGAAAUAAGAAGAGCAGAUCGUUUGAUGCAGAGAUUAACAAAACACAUGAAGACACUUGUUAUCCUAGAUGAUAUAUGGAAGAAAUUGGAUUUGGAGAAAAUAGGAAUUCCUUCUACGGGAUGCAAAGUAGUACUGACUUCUAGAGAUAAGAAUCUAUUUUCUUGCGAAAUGGGCACUCAGAAGGAUUUUGGGCUUGAAGAAUUACCCGAAAAUGAAGCAUGGAAUUUGUUUGAAAUGAUGGUGGGUGAUUGUGUUAAAGACCCUAAUUUGCGAUGUACAGCAACUGAGGUAGCUAAGGAGUGUGCAGAUCUACCUAUUGCACUUGUAACAGUUGCUAAGGCAUUAAAAGAUAAGGAUCUAUUUCAAUGGAAGGAUGCGCUCCAGCUACUCAGAAGACCCUCUCCCGACUACCUCACAAGUAUGCAGUCAACUGUAUAUUCUCCUAUAGAGCUGAGUUAUAGUCAUCUUGAAAGUAAGGAGGUUCAAUAUUUCUUGUUGCUUUGUGCUGAAAUGGGUUACACCAUUACCUAUCGGGACUUGUUGAAAUAUUGUUAUGGAUUGGGUUUCUUUCAUGGCAUUAAUUCUUUAGAAGAAGCCAGAAACAGAUUAAAUAGCAAUGUUCGUAAUUUGAAAGACUCUUGUCUAUUGUUAGAUUGUCCCCAUGGUUCUGACCAUUGUCAUAUGCAUGAUGUUGUUCGUGAUGUUGCGACAUUCAUAGCGUCAAGGGAUCAUAAUAUGUUUGUACUGAGAGAUAAUAGUGGGCUAAAAAAUGGCCAGAUGUAG